This is a messenger RNA of Salmo salar (Atlantic salmon), 3426 nucleotides long. Its product is annotated as RNA polymerase-associated protein RTF1 homolog. Lineage: Eukaryota; Metazoa; Chordata; Actinopteri; Salmoniformes; Salmonidae. The record is from RefSeq and is a predicted model, not a curated record. Gene Ontology annotation, cellular component: Cdc73/Paf1 complex. Gene Ontology annotation, molecular function: RNA polymerase II C-terminal domain phosphoserine binding; DNA binding.
CACUAGUUUUUUGUUGUUGUUGUUGUUGCGCCGUUUGUCAUUGAGGCGCAUGCUCAGUGGUCCUCUAGCGCCUUUGUGUGGCUCAGGACCAGUUCAGGUCUUGCGGUGCUAAAAAAAACAAAAAACUACUUAGCUACCGCGGUUUCGCUCCUCUUCAGCGACACACGGCCCGGUAGCCGAGCUCAUCAUGGUGAAUGUAAAGAAACGGAAAGGUCGAGUCGUUAUCGACUCUGACUCCGAAGACAGCGCCAGUGAUGAUAAUUUAGAUCAGGAGCUCCUGUCUCUGGCCACCAAGAGGAAGAGAGUGGACUCAGAUGACCAGCAGGACGACCAGCAGGAUGACCAGCAGGACAACCAGCCAGUCAGCAAGCCUGCAGCCUCAUCAGACUCAGAGACAUCAGACAGUGAUGAUGAGUGGACCGCCGGUGGUCCUAAAGUCAAGAAGAAGGUCAAGCCAGGGAAACCGACGGCAACAGAUAAGAAGAAAGAGGCAGCGAAGAAGAGGGUUCAUAAAGCUGCAUCGUCCGGGAGUUCUGGUGGAGACAGUUCUGCUGACAGCUCUGCCCCUGAGGAGGGUGAGGUGUCUGACUCGGAGAGCAACAGCUCUGCCUCCAGCUCAGACUCCUCGUCGGAGGACGAUGUGUUCAGGGACGGCUAUGGAGAGGACCUGAUGGGAGACGAGGAGGACAGGGCUCGGCUGGAGCAGAUGACUGAGAAGGAGAGGGAGCAGGAGCUCUUCAACAGGAUAGAGAAGAGGGAGGUGCUCAAGAGGAGAUUUGAAAUUAAAAAGAAGCUGAAAACAGCGAAGAAGAAGGAGAAAGAGGAGAAGAAAAAGAAACACGAGGAAGAACAGAAGAAGCGGGAGAGAUCAUCCAGCAGUCAUCAUGAAGACAGAACUCAUCAGGACCAGCAAGUGGUUAUGUCUCACAACAAGGAGAGGAGAACUAAACGGGAUGAGAAGCUGGAUAAAAAGUCUCAGGCCAUGGAGGAACUGAAAGCAGAGAGAGAGAAGAAGAAAACCAGGACAGCGGAGCUCCUGGCGAAACGGCAGCCCCUGAAAACCAGCGAGGUUUACUCGGACGAUGAGGAGGAGGAAGAGGAGGAGGAUGACGACAAAUCAUCCGUAAAGAGCGAUCGCAGUUCACACUCUUCAUCUUAUUCCGAAGACGAAGAGAAAGAGGAUACGCCACCAAAGUCGCAACCCGUGUCACUACCAGACGAACUGAACCGUGUCCGUCUGUCCCGACACAAACUGGAGCGCUGGUGCCACAUGCCGUUCUUCCAGAAGACUGUCAGCGGCUGCUUCGUACGGAUAGGCAUCGGGAACAGUAGUAGCAAACCGGUUUACAGGGUGGCUGAAAUAGUUGACGUGGUAGAGACGGCUAAAGUGUACCAGUUGGGAACGACCCGGACGAACAAAGGACUACAAUUAAGGCAUGGUGGUGACACCCGAGUCUUCAGACUGGAGUUUGUGUCCAAUCAAGAGUUCACAGAAAAUGAGUUCAUGAAGUGGAAAGAGGCGAUGAUCAUAGCCAGUAUGCAGGUUCCCACUCUAGAUGAGAUCAAUAAGAAGGAACAGGCCAUCAAAGAGGCUUGUAACUACAAAUUCAACGACAAAGACAUAGAGGACAUCGUAAAAGAGAAAGACAGAUUCAGAAAGGCACCUUCCAACUACGCCAUGAAGAAAACAUCACUACUCAAAGAUAAGGCCAUGGCUGAGGAGAGUGGAGAAGGAGACCGAGCCAAAGAGAUCCAGGACCAGCUGAAUGAGUUGGAGGAGAGGGCCGAGCAUCUGGACAGACAGAGGACCAAAAACAUCUCUGCCAUCAGCUAUAUCAACCAGAGAAAUCGGAGCUGGAACAUUGUGGAGUCUGAGAAAGCCCUAGUGGCUGAGGGACAGAAUGCCAAGAUGCAGAUGGACCCUUUCACUAGACGGCAGUGCAAACCCACCAUGGUGUCUAACGCCAGAGACCCUUCAGUCCAUGCAGCUAUCCUCCAACACCUCAAUGAGAAGUACGGAGAAGGGUCAGGCAAAGAGAUGGACUUGGAGUUUGAGAUGGGCAGGGGAGCGGGACAGGCUGCUCUGAAAGUCAUCGACCCUACUAAGAACACCAGCGAUCUAUCAGAGGACCUCUUUAAAGUUCAUGACUUUGACGUCAAGAUAGACCUACAGGUUCCCAAUGCAGAAGCCAAGUCUCUGUCAGUGAGCGCCAACACCCUGGCAGUGAAGGACGGUGCUCCACGUAGGUCUCUCAACCUGGAGGACUACAAGAAGAGGAGGGGCUUGAUCUAAAGAACUACAGGAAGUAGAUGAGGGGCUUGAUCUAAAGAACUACAGGAAGAAGAUGAGGGGCUUGAAACGAAUGAUCAAAUGGCCUAAAACCUCAGUCAGUCAACCUCCUGCAUGUUGGUUGGCCAUUCGCCCCAGGGCACCUGUGUGUGUGUGUGUGUGUGUGUGUGUGUGUGUGUGUGUGUGUGUGUGUGUGUGUGUGUGUGUGUGUGUGUGUGUGUGUGUGUGUGUGUGUGUGUGUGUGUGUGUGUGUGUGUGAGAGAGAGCUGUGUGUGUUUAAGGGAAGAGAGUGGGUGUGUCUGUGUGUGAGAGAGAGGUGUGUGUGUGUUUAAGGGAAGAGAGUGAGUGUGAGAGAGAUGUGACUGUAUGCUUGAGUGUGUUUGAGAGAGGCUGUCCACCUUAAAACAAUAGGAAAUAUUAAUUAAGACAAGACAGAUUUUUUUUCUCUCUAAGGUUCUCUCUUAGAAGACAGUUGUCCACCUUUUUUUUUUUCUCUCAUUAUUAUGUGGUAAAAAUCGUACUUGGAAUUGUGUUAUUUUUCUUUUGUAAUUUCUAAGUUUUUAUAAAUAAAUCUUAACGUUGGUUCUCCCUCAUACGGAUCUGAAGUUCACUCUUUUGGUGUCCAGUUCUUUUGCAAGGACAUAGUGGUUGUGGAUUCUUACCUUGACCAACACUGUCUUGUAAGAUAUAGAAUGACAUGAUUUGAGGUUAUUGGGACUGUCAACAUUUUAUUAGGGUACAAUCUUGAUUUUUUUCCCUGUCAUAAGACACAGACUGUAUUCUCUUCGUACAUGAUUUAGGUUUUCCCCUGACCUAAGAGUUGAGGGUUUCCCCUGACCUGUCCUCCUCCUCUCAGACAGCAGGGCUGGCUCGUUAUCUGCCUGGCUACUGGACAGCACUUUGUAAAGUCUACAAAAAAAAUAAAUUUGAUUUAAAAAUGAAUUUACAUGGAUCACAGAGAAUUGUUUAUUUUCUUUUUAAUAUCUUUAUUUUUUUUGGUACCCUUAUCUCUCUUUUCCAGAGCAGAUUCUAAGUGUUAUCGAUUGUGUCCUUAGUCAGUUCCUGUAUUGAUGUGGCAUGCCAUGUAAAUAAUACCAAUUUGCAGUGCGGCAGAAUAAAGAGGCACUGUUUCGUAA